AUGCCGUCAAAUAAAACAGAUCACAAGCGCAAGCGCGCCUCGGACAAUGACCGUCCGAGCAAGAAGCCCGCUCUGCAGAUGCUGCCCCCGCUGGCCGCCAGCGUUGUUGAAGAUAAGAGCGAGCUUGCACCGGUAAUUGCCGACACUCCCGGUCUUCAGAGCUCUGUAUCUCUCCGCUGGAACCCAUAUAUCAAGAGCCGCGCCAAUGUCUCCAAAUCUGCGGCGGCAACCCGGAACCCAGGCAUUGUCUCUUCAGAGAUGCUGCUGCAGUCCUCAGGCCACCCCAAGAUGGACUUCGUCGGCCGUGAAGGCACAGGAGACGACACUGACUCCCAAGUCAAGCACUACGUCGCAGUUGUGGACCCAGAGCAAAAGACAUGGAAGGUCGUGGAGGUGCGACGGGCAACAUUCCGAGGCGCAGUCAGAAGCCGCAGAGCUGAAGCAGAAGACUCAGAAGAUGAGCUGAACACCAUGCGCGCCCAACGCACAGCCCUAACCAACACCUUCGGCACAAAACAAUCCCGCAAGGCCGUUCAAUCCAUGGCCGAGAACGCCCAGCUCUCCAACGCCCCCGCCGGCGCCGUCCCCCAAGCCGGCGCAGCCCUCAUCUCCUCGCUGCCCACCAACACCGCCUCCGGCCUCGCAAAGGCCCUCGCCACGCAAGCCGAAGUGCAAGCCGCCAAGCCCCUCCCAACCCCCAACCUGACCGUCUCGCACCCCUCCGACGUCUAUACAAUCGAGACCCUCGUCCCAGGCAGCCACUCAACCCUGAGCCAGCUCAACGGCGUCGACGAAUGGAAAUCCCAAGUCGACGCCGGCCUCGGCGUGACCACCGUCUCCCGCUACGUCUCCAACCGCGUCGGCCCAGUCGCCAACUCCGACAACAUGACCCACCUGCAAGUCCUGCGCUUCAUCCAACUGCUCAUCGAAUUCGGCCGCUGCCUCAAGAGCAUGGGCGCAAACGCCAAGGGCGGCGGCCCAGGCAGCAAGCGUCUCCCUCCCCGCGAAGACCUCCGCCGCAUCCUCUCCAACACCACCGGCUCCGCCAAGGUCGGUGCUGCCGCUGCCGCUGCCGCCGCCGCCGCAGGCGACUCAAAGACCGACCUCCUCCCGGAGACUGUCAUCGACGCCGUGCGUCGCCGCUUCGCGCCUAGCGGCGGCUUCGUCUCGAAGAACGACCUCACCCUCCUGCACACGACUAUCUGCGCGCUCUCGCUGCACAUCCCCCCUCAGCCUGCGCGUGACGGCGGCUCCAGCUCGCUCGGUGGCAAUGCGCCCAAUGAGCUCGCAACAGAUCCCUCCGAUCUGCGUGACGAUCUGCGUCUGGACCCGAAUACUAUUCACCAGUACUUCCGCGAGCUGGGUUGUCGGAUUGACAAGCCGCGCGAGACGGAGUUCGCGAAGUGGAAUAUCAAGGGCGGACGUGCUGAGGCGCAUGCUCGUCGUGUGGCUCGUUUGAGGGUCCCCGUUGAGUUCCCCAAGGUUAGCCGUGGUGGUCGGAGAUAG
Penicillium paradoxum is the source of this 1506-nucleotide messenger RNA. RefSeq names its product DNA-directed RNA polymerase I subunit RPA49. The coding region runs from base 1 to 1506 and encodes 501 amino acids. Gene Ontology annotation, biological process: nucleolar large rRNA transcription by RNA polymerase I; transcription elongation by RNA polymerase I; RNA polymerase I preinitiation complex assembly. Gene Ontology annotation, molecular function: DNA binding. Gene Ontology annotation, cellular component: RNA polymerase I complex. NCBI's taxonomy places the organism in Eukaryota, Fungi, Ascomycota, Eurotiomycetes, Eurotiales, Aspergillaceae. The transcript is spliced from 3 exons. The record is from RefSeq and is a predicted model, not a curated record.